CACAUCCAUAGAUGUUGAGAUGCAAAAGAUGCUGACCAAGCGUCAGGCUUUGGGAGGCCUUUCCAUUUGUGCGGACUCUGCGGAGCGCCGCAUCAAGCCGAUGACGCAAAUGGUCUGUGCGGCGGGGUGCCCGAUAGUAAAAAGGGAAUUUGCGUCUACGAGAUGAUCUGGAGAAGACCAGAUCAGUGUUGAGAUGACCCGGCCGAUACGUAGCCGUCCUGGUAAGGUGGCUCAGCCGGGUACAUCGUGUACAAUAGAUCAAAAAGUGAAGCUAUUCAGAUGCCAUUGCCGCCUCCAGGCAACUUUGAGUACGAGCAAUGACCUCAUGCUCGUCCCAUGAUUUACCUAAGGCGAACCGAUGGACCUCAAGAUCUUCGGCAUGGCUUCGCGGAUGACUGUGGUCCAGUCGGUUGAGCGAAGCGUCCAAGCGGCUCAAGCAAGGCAGGGUGAUCCUCUAUUCGCAAACGUGGCUUCCGGUUCGGGAAUCUGGGCAUCACCAGGUGUCGCUUUCGCCAACCUCGCUGGCAACUUUACUCUGGUCCUGCAGAAGUUUCCCCCGUCGCUGCAAAGCUACGUUGAUAGUGCUGCCGAUCGUCUGGCUGGUGCAACCGAGUAUCUCCAAUCAACGGCCGGCAUCUCACCGACUUUGCUCUACGGUACAGCCGGCGCCAUCUUGUUGCUCGGGGCCGUGCCAGCAAUCGCAGCACGGAACAGAUCAAACACCAACAACUCCAGAGGCAUGUCGCGCUAUGGCUUCUCAGCCCGAGGGGCGAUGUCGCCCUUCAACUCCUUCAGCUCUCAGGACGGUGUCCCCACUGUGACCAGUGAGGAUUUCAGCUACAUCACGUCAGCUGAUCUGGAGGACCAUGGUCUCGACAUCCCGCAGUCCUACACGACCCAUUCCCAGGUCGUCGACCACGACCACUAUUCGCGUUCGGCGCCUGGUCCGGCCUAUAGCCGCCCCCGGCCCGAGGACGAUGUCUUGCUGAUUAAGCACCAAGGCGUGACAUAUCCGGAGCACUUCCCAGCAUACUCCAUCGGCGAUGGAAUUCUCUUGGUCAGCGACGUGCGGGAACGGGUCAAGAUGAUCCUGGAUCUCUCCGACCGCCAGGCGAAGCGACUCAAGCUGUACUACAAGGGCCGGCGUUUAAAGGACCUCGAUGUGCCUGUGCGUAAGUACGGUGUCAAGGACAACAGCGAGAUCUUGAUGGUUCUGGGGGAUUCGAAUCAAGGGAGCGCCAGCGAGAGCGGCGAGGAGGUCGUAGUCGUUGGGCGUGACGGGCGGGAGAGGUACGAGAGGUCCCCCAGAGUUGGGAACUCCAGCAGGUGGGAAGACCGAAGCCCGCGGGACAGCACCUCGCAAGGCGGUCUAGAAGUUCCUGCAGGGGGCAACAGGAGGAGAGCCACCUCGAGGGUCCGAACUCAGUCACCCGGAUCAGCGGCUUCUACGGCCAGUGCCCCCGCCGCUGUUCCCGUCGGGGUUCCCGGAGGCCCCAUCGAGAAGCUGAAUGCCAUCGCCGCCGACUUUAACAGCAAAUAUCUACCCGCUUGCAAGGAGUUCACCGCCCGGCCGCCCAGAGACACCAAGAAGCGCGCCGAGGAGCACCGCAAGCUUUCGGAGACCGUCCUGCAGCAGGUGCUAUUAAAACUUGACGCGGUCGAGACAGCUGCGGAAGAGGGAGCACGAGCCUACCGGAAGGAGCUCGUGAAUCGGGUGCAGAAAGUUUUGAAGGAUCUCGACGAUGCGAAGAGCUUGAGCUGA
Molecule: messenger RNA, 1762 nt
Organism: Chaetomium strumarium
Lineage: Eukaryota; Fungi; Ascomycota; Sordariomycetes; Sordariales; Chaetomiaceae
Product: BAG domain-containing protein
Exons: 2
Coding region: 359-1762 (467 amino acids)
Molecular function (GO): protein-folding chaperone binding
Source: RefSeq, a predicted model, not a curated record